AGGACGCCAUGGCCCUUAGUCUAGCGCUGUCACUCCUGUUCCUGUUGCUCCAGCGGACCCGGUGCCUGCGCGGCUCAGCGGCCUCGCAGGCGCCGUCGCUGACGCUGGUCGCCGAGAAUCCCGGCGCGGGUGACUGGUCGCUGGGAGACACGGUCCGCCUGUCGUACGUGCUCGAGACGCAGACCGACACGCAGGUCACCUGCUCCCGCGACAGCCGCUUGGUCAGCUCGUACCUGUUCACCGUGCCCACACGCUCCAUCACCGUCAGGGCGCGUCGCCUGCUGCUGGUGCGCAAUGCGUCGGUGGAGAACGCCGGCCGCUACCUGUGCCGUGCGCGCAGCGGCAACGCUUCGCGGGCCGUCGGCUGGCGGGUGCGAGUGCGGGCACGUGACCAAUGUCCCUCGGUGCUGCCCUGUAUGGAAUUGCAGGGACGACCGUGCACGCCUUGUUCGUGCCCGCAGGGUCGCGCCUUCUUCGGCAAGAGCCGCGCGUUCACCUGCUACGAGGCUCCACGCGGACCGUCGGGCAACGACCUCAAGAUAACGCUGAACGUGAGCCGACGUCCCUACUCUUUCGAGCAGUUCGAGCCGAUCGUCGUCGACUACGAGCUUCGAACCUACGGAGACACUCAGGUUACCUGGCUGGUCGACAACGUUCUGUACCACACACACACGGUCCUGGUGCCCCAGAAGUCGGAGGGCCUGGUUUCCUUCAACAAGAGGUUUGUCCUGGACCCGCCGCCUAAGGCUACCCGGCAUGUGGAGCUGUCUGUGGAGGCCCAGCUGCGACACACCGACUUGCGCGUCAGCGAGUCCCUGACAGCGGUGGUGUCUCGCAGCGUGCUUUGGUCUUCGUGCAUGGAGGAGAACUGCAGCGCCAUCAACGCUUACUGCGCCGCCUCCGGCCGAUGCGAAUGCGCCGAAGGGUGGGCCGAGAGCAGAGGCAUCUGCCGAUUGCACUGCCACUCGAAUUCCGACUGUCGAAAGCUGGGUGAGACGUCCGUGUGCAAGGAACACGAGUGCGAUUGUGGUCGGGGUCACGUGCUGCGGCAUAGUCGCUGCACGACCCUCGAGUGCUUCAACCACAAGAUGUGCACCGACAAGCACGGCGCCUUCUCGUCCUGCCACCAGGGUCGCUGCUGGUGCCUGGUCGGUCACGUGAUGACGAAUAGCACGUGCGACCCCGUGGACUGCCUGGACGACUCGGAAUGCACCGACGAGAGCACGCGCUGUGUCGGUCGUCACUGCCGCUGCGCCAGUGACUUUGACCUCGUCGAAAACAAGUGUCGUAAGAGCAAGGUCGGCGAGUGCAACCUGGACGUGCCCUGCCCGCGCAACCACUCGACCUGCCUGCACGAGGAAGGCGAGUGCGUGUGUUCGCCGGGCUACCGCGCCGUCUUCGCGCCCUCGUCGGCCGAACGGAGCUGCCUCAGGGUCUCGUGCGCGCGCGACGCCGACUGCAAGGCGGCGGGGGCCCGCUGCCAGCGGGGCCUCUGCGUGUGUCCCGACGACCGGCCUGCCGAGAGCGGGUUCUGCCUGCUGCAGCAGGACUCCGGAACCGUGGCGCAGGACCUGUGGGGCGUGACCAAAAUGAUCACCUACUGCGUCGGCCUGGUCAUCGGCGUCGUGGCGUUCGCCGCGGUGUCGGUGAUGCUGCUGCGGGCCAAGGCGUCGGCGGGCUACGCGGCCAGUCCCGGCGAUUACGACGACGAGGGCAAACAGCUGGGCGACGAAGGCGCCAUCAUGGCCGAGGCGGUGCUCAUGAGGAACCGGCGAGGACACAACGUCGAGGCGACUCGGGAGUUCGAGCUCGAAGAAUCGGACCUGGGCUGCGACCUUCCGGGGUACUCGGACGACGAAGAGCGGCGCAUGGACCGCAUGUUUGUGCGAUCCCUGUUUCCGAAGCUGUCCGACGGACUGUUCCUAGCCUCGCACGAAGGGAGCCGAACGUCGUUUUCGGGAACCGCUGGAGACGGGUCGCAGCGGACGACUGUUCAUACUUAGAUCUUUCGCGGUGUCCUUAUUUUAUUUUCCCCUUUAUAUUACGUUCAUCUUAAUAGGUAGCGCCUAGUAAUUAUUCUACAAGAAAUUUUAUGGUACGACUUC
Dermacentor albipictus is the source of this 2105-nucleotide messenger RNA. RefSeq lists its product as uncharacterized. NCBI's taxonomy places the organism in Eukaryota, Metazoa, Arthropoda, Arachnida, Ixodida, Ixodidae. The record is from RefSeq and is a predicted model, not a curated record.